AUGACAAAGCACUGGCCGGGGCAGAGUCUCUUGGCACCACCCGCCCUGUCCCACCUCAGAGAACAUCACGACCAUCAACUUGACUUCCACAGAAAUGCACAGCCGAGUUUUCCUCCCUGCGGUCUAGUGCGGAGCUCUCCAGCCCAACACUGGCCUCACCAUCCGACUCAGAUGGUUCCCCAGCAGUCGCUGCGCUUGGAGAAGCACGCAACUCGUCCUGAACACCUCACCAGUGCCACGACACUCAUGGAUAAAGCCGCGCCACCGGGCACAUCUUACCCGAAUGUUCAAGAUGCUGAACUUAAACAGGAAUCUAUUAACCGGGACUUAUGGAGCAGUGAUCAGGAGAAGAACAGUACCAGCGGAGGGAAGAAGAAGAACUAUCAGCGGUACCCGAAACCACCGUAUUCCUACCUUGCAAUGAUUGCUAUGGUCAUUCAGAGGUCCCCAGAGAAGAAGCUGACUUUAUCUGAGAUCCUCAAGGAGAUCAGUACUCUCUUCCCAUUCUUUAAAGGAAACUACAAAGGCUGGCGGGAUUCUGUACGACACAACCUCUCCUCCUAUGACUGUUUUGUUAAGGUGCUGAAAGAUCCCGGGAAGCCCCAGGGCAAAGGCAACUUCUGGGCUGUGGAGCUGAGUCGUGUCCCCCUGGAACUCCUCAAGAGGCAGAACACAGCUGUAUCGCGCCAGGAUGAGACAAUCUUUGCCCAGGAUCUGGCCCCCUACAUCCUGCAGGGACACAAGCCAGAAUCUGAGCCGCCCUCCGACCCUGUGACCUCACUCCCUCCCAUACGCUCUAGAAACCUCUCCCCACGCCAAGAGGACUUAUUCCUACCCAAGCUGGACUCCUCGUUCGCCAUAGACUCUUUGUUGCACAGCCUGCGGCCGACUGGUUCCUCUGGGGAUAUGGACGUGUCUACCAGGGACUGCUGGGGUGAGGUGGAGCACCCUCGACCGUCACCCCCACUACGACCUCGCUAUGCCUCCUCUGCCCGUAGUGCUUCUGCCAGUUCUGCUAGUCCGGCCUCCACCUCUUCCUCCUCUGAUGAAGAGUGGAAAGGAGUGUCACUGUCUGGGAAGCGUGUUCCUCCUGACGGUGAAGCAGGGUCAGAUGGUUAUGAAGACUACAGACCACCACUGCACAAAUCAGCACGUCGAGAGACUAUUGCACCUCCAUGGGAACUCCCUACAUCCUAUGCCAAAUAUGCUCCCCCCAAUGCUGUUGCCCCACCUAGCAUGCGAUUCAACGGAGGGCCUUUAAUGCCACUACAUGGCGGACUUCCCCUCUACAGCUAUGGCAGCUCUCCUAUGGCCCCAGGCCACUUUUUAAGCCAUGCCUACUGGCCUAUACUUCCGAGCGGGCGAGUUUCUGUUCAAGCCCCCCCUCUCAUCAUGGACCUGGACAACAUGUUGCAGUCUGUGCCCCCAAAUAAAAGUGUGUUUGAUGUGCUGGUCCCAGCAAAUCAGAACUCUCACUCACAUCACCAACCACCCAGUCAAUACACCCUGCAAAAUGGGCCUCCCAUAAACAGGUACCCUCAGUAUUGA
Messenger RNA from Scomber japonicus (chub mackerel), 1548 nucleotides. RefSeq names its product forkhead box H1 (gene foxh1). The coding region runs from base 1 to 1548 and encodes 515 amino acids. The record is from RefSeq and is a predicted model, not a curated record. Gene Ontology annotation, biological process: regulation of DNA-templated transcription. Gene Ontology annotation, molecular function: DNA-binding transcription factor activity; sequence-specific DNA binding. The transcript has 3 exons. NCBI's taxonomy places the organism in Eukaryota, Metazoa, Chordata, Actinopteri, Scombriformes, Scombridae.